Molecule: messenger RNA, 1466 nt
Organism: Clupea harengus (Atlantic herring)
Lineage: Eukaryota; Metazoa; Chordata; Actinopteri; Clupeiformes; Clupeidae
Product: polyadenylate-binding protein-interacting protein 2B
Biological process (GO): negative regulation of translational initiation
Cellular component (GO): cytoplasm
Molecular function (GO): mRNA regulatory element binding translation repressor activity
Source: RefSeq, a predicted model, not a curated record
GCAUCCAAUUGUAACGGGCUUUCUGUGAUUUUAUUGCUCAUUUUGUUCUUGAUAACCUGACUGGCUAGACCGCCUUGUAACUGCUGCUGAUAGUCAUUUACAAGGCAUAGGUAGCUCUGGUUGAAAUCGUUGUUGAUACCUUCAACUUGAGCCAGCUGAGAUGAGUGGGCCAGAGGUUGCCAAGACGCCGGGGGGCGGCGCCCCAGGGAAGGAGGGCAAGGAGCCGGUAGCCAAUGGGCAUUCAGAGGAAGGGUCCAACCCCUUCGCUGAGUACAUGUGGAUGGAGAACGAGGAAGAGUACAAUCGGCAGGUGGAGGAGGAGCUGCUGGAGCAGGAGUUCCUGGAGCGCUGUUUCCAGGAGAUGCUGGACGAGGAAGACCAGGAUUGGUUCAUCCCGGCGAGGGACCUCCCCUCGGUGUCGGUGGGCCAGAUCCAGCAGCAGCUCAACGGCCUGUCAGUCAACGACGGCAACUCAGAGGAGAUUGCGCGCAAGAGCAGCUUGAACCCGGAGGCGAAGGAAUUUGUCCCGGGAGUGAAAUAUUAGAGGGUCCCCCUCCCACCCUCACACACACACACACACACACACACACCCCCACACACACACACAGAGACUCUUGUGACUACGGUGACCGUGGCCAUACACACACACACACAUGCAUAUACACACUUGUAAACACACACACUUGUUUUGAGAAAUGGGGAUGGGGGGGCAGCUGAUGAUGCUAUUGGGGGGAUGCCUUGGAUGGGGGAGGCGUUGGGCGGGAACCUCGUCUGUAAGCCUUUUUUCUUUCUUUCUUUCUUUUUUUUUUUUUCUUUCUUUCUUUUCCCAAGAUCUGUUCGAUAUGAGUUUUAAGAAAAGAAAUACAAAGGGGAACCGUGGCCAACGGAGCUUUUUUUGUUUUGUUUUGUUUGUUUUGGAGCCACUCUAUCUACAUCACACUCUGGAGUAGAUCGUUCUUAUUUCACCCGCUCUCUCUCUCUUUCGUUUCUUCCUCUCGCGCUUUUAUGAGUUCAGAAAAACAAAACAUAACAACCAAAAAAAAAAAAGAAGACAGAUCAUGUUAGUCUUUGUGGUAUAGCAGUAUUUGCUCAAUCAGGGUUUCAUGUUCUUCAGUGUUUUUUUUUUUGUUUGUUUUUCUUUUCUUUUUUUCUUUUUUUUUUGUUUUUGUCCUUUUUCUUCGGGAGAAAGUUGUCAUGUCCGUCUCAAGUUGCCGUGUCCGCUGUUUGGUCGUUAGGCCAGACGGUAGGGGGCGGGAGAGGAAAGGGAAAGGGGUCAGGUGAUGGGAUGUUUGUUUGAAAGUGUUUCGUUGGUUGGCCUCUUGAUGUGGGCGGAUUGAUAAGGAAAGGCUUUGGGAGAAUUCCCAUGGAAUCGAAUUUUGAUUUGCGUUGAAAUCCUGACAAAAAAAAGAAUGAAAAUUCAUUUAAAAAAAUGAAGAAAAAAAGACGAAUAAAAGUUGAAAAGCGCA